Pelobates cultripes (western spadefoot toad) is the source of this 726-nucleotide messenger RNA. The record is from the annotation of a GenBank genome assembly. Lineage: Eukaryota; Metazoa; Chordata; Amphibia; Anura; Pelobatidae.
AUGGCGUCCACUCUGCCCAGUGGAGAUUUUGAACCGAAGACCGAGGAUCUGGUUAACAGAAUAACCAAGGUUGAGCAAGCUAAACAUCUCCUGAGUAAAGAGCUGCAGGGCCACAAGAUGCAGUACGAUGCUAUGACCAAGGAAUUGGAUGAAUUAAAUGGAGAAAAUAAGCAUCUGCAAGAAUUGCUGGACAAGAAGCAAGAGACACUUAGUAUAUUGCAGCUCAGUAGUGACAAAAAGAUGUCAGACAACCAAAGACAGCAACAACUUUCAGAGACACACAAUGAGAGAAUAGAGAGUCUGACCUCGAAGAUCCAGGAGGAGAAGUUAAAGCGGAGGAAGCAGAGGAUGGAGCUGGAGAACCAGCUGGAGGAGCUGAUAAGGAAACACAAGAGUCUAUGUGAGCUCCAUAACGAUAAGAGACUUGUCUUGGAAAUAUCGCAGAUGGAGGAAUCAAAAAAACAACUGCUGAUUGAAGAGAGCGAGGAGAAGAACAAGUUGGCUGAGGUGGUGCAUGCUGCAGAACAGCUCAGGAAGGAUGGAGCAGCGCCGACUGCGGAGGACAUCUUCCUGCGGAGUGCAGAAGCCAUGAGCGCACAAUGCCUGCUUCAGGAGGAGAACGCCAGCGCUCAGGCUAAGCUGGAGGCCAUGUCUGAGCGUCACACACACUCACAAGAAAAAUACAAGAUGUUAAUGAAUGAGCUGGAAGCCGCAAGAAUAGAUUAA